AGUGUGCGGGUUGAGCAGCACGAUCACUUCUGUCCUCAGAGCUCAGGACGACCCAGUCUCAAGUGUCACUGAGAGGAGCAGAGUCUGCAGCUGGUUGUCCAAAGAGAAACAAGAUUAAGACACAGGAUCUUCUUUCAGACUUCAGGAUGAUCUAUCACCUUUCAAAUCAACACAGAGACUAAAGCUGUUUCGGCUCGGUUAAAUCAACCAUUCUCCCGAAAGAGGACUGAAGAAGAAAAAGAAGAGAAGGCGGAAAAGUCAUUCUAUCGACAAAAGACCAUCAAAGAGGGUCUAAAGUGGCGCCUUGGGGGACUAUUGGAUGUAUUGUCCCGUCUGAAACCCAGAAGAAAAGAGGAAUACAGAAAAAGUGAUACGAGAAAAGAAGCAAAAUGGUACCAUUGUAAGAACAACCAGAAGAGGAUGUUGAUGUCUGUUGCAUCCACUGAUUCGCAAAGAGGAGAAGAAAACAACAUUGAAAGAAACAUGGAGAGAAGAAGACAAUAAGGAUAGCUUUUUGACCAAAUCCAAGUGGUGGAAUAAAGUAGAUAAGAGACAGACAGAAGAAGUUUUUCUACCAACCGAUUGAUCAAAGACCUUGUAGACCAGCAUUUGUGUCAUUCUCUAAAGUUCGGAUAACAACGAGGAACAUCAGCUUGUUAAGAAUUAGGGAAGAUAAUUAAUUUUUACAUCAAAGUUUGAGAUUUUUAUUAAAUAUUGUGAAAGAAAAAGGUCUUAAUUUGCAGUUUGCUGACGACAGAGAAGUAAAAGGACCAAACAUAACAGUCAAAGGAAGCGAGGAGUGAGGAGUCCAAACUAAAGGAAUUAAACAGAGGAAUAAAGAGAAAAGAGUACAGAGACAAAAAGGAAUAAUCAAGGCACAGGGAUGAACCAAGAAGAGAGGGAAGAGUAAAGAGCCCAACAAGGACACAUUAAAGUAAUAGGGGGGACUGGAAAACAAAAGUCCUGGAAAAGGACAAAAAAGGUUUAUAGAGGAAAAUCAAGAAUAGCGACUGAGAAGGACCAGGUGUGACGAUGAGGCUGCCUGUGCUUCUUGCAGCUUCUCUCUCCGUCCUCUACAUUGCAGCCGUGGCCCCGGCAGAAAGCUUGGCCCCGGGCCGGCUGGAGCGCUGGGUCCGAUCGGGCCUCCAGUCGCUGCAGUGGGACCAGCUGGAGCGAUGCCUCCGCAUGUCCUCCCUCACUGAGGCCGAGUGCAGGCGCAUGGCCCACCUCCCAAUGUCCUCUGUGGCCGUUUACGUAUCGGAGCCUCGCUCUGCUGCAGGUAACUCGGACAAAGUUCUUGCCAUCCUGCCGGACUCCUCAGGUGGCUCGAUGAGCUACAAGCCCCGGGGAGGAUUCAGUGUCAGCCAGGCUCUGAAUGGACGGGAAGGAACCCACAGGCGACAGCAGCUUUUCCCUGGCUCCACAGCCCAUGAUGCCGUGCUGGUGCUGGAUCCAAGCCCAGGGGAGAACUUUGGACACCCAGUGGUCCUCUUCUACGUGGAUGUAAAUGUGACGAAGAAGAGAUGCUCCCACCUGGAUGGAAUUUACCUGGGUGAGGAGUGUUUGACUCUGGCUUUGAAGGGUCGCUGUCAGAACCAGCUGAAGCGUCGGCAAGCAGGACCAGAGAGGUUCAUGGGUAACGGACAUGGCCGGCUGGCAGGUGGUGCAAUGCGUGGUAGUACAAUUACUACUAGUGGGGGAAGGCUCUGUGAAGUCCACUUCCUCCCACUGGUUGUCGGAGUUGGAGACAGCAACCGAACGCAGAGACUCAGAUGUGUUGACCAUGCAGAGUUUGCAAGGUGCCCUCAGCCGCUGCCAAUGGGCUCUCCCAGUUUGCCUGUCUCCAGCUGUGAGCUAAAUAAAAACACCAGACGUUGCCACCAGCAGCCAUUGGCCACACACCUCUCCUGUCGACUCUACCAGACCUGUGACCACGCUUUGCUCAUCUCAGGCGGCUGGCAGCAGCAGAUGACGUUCCAGCGUCAUGUCCAACAUCUUCAGAGGUUUUACAGAAUGCUGCAGAACAACGGCUUCCACAAAGAACACAUCAAGACCUUCUUUGCCAGCAGCGGACACUUUACUGAGGAUUUAGAGGGUGUGUACUCUGCAACGGAAAAGGCAGUGAUUCGUAACCACGUGUCGUACGUCUGCAGGAAGCAGCACUGCGCCGACACGCUGGUUCUGUACCUGAACUCUCCAACACGCAACGAUGGCACCAUGCUGCUGUGGGACGCCAACCUCAACGGCAUUGCUGACCUGAAGGAGCGAUACUCCGUCAACGAGCUGCUGGCCGACCUGGCGGGCUGCAGGGCGACUCGUGUUCUGCUGUUUGUGGACCAGAGCUACAGCGGCGUUCUGUCCAAGAGGCUGCGAGGGUCCCAGAAACAUCUCAACGUGGUUUUGAUCCAGAGCCAGGCACGGCAGACCCACAAUCACCAGAGGAUGAACCCUGGCUGGGAGGAGAGCAGCUGGUCCUACAUCAACCCUGCGAGCUGCCUGCUGGACCAACUGGGAAAGAGUCCUGGGAUGUCUCGCCUCCUGGAGCCAUGGGCUGGUCUACUGAACGUGACGCUGGCCGGCGCCCCCUGCAAUGCCACGCCGCCUCUGACGGAUGGCGAGAUGCGGCGAGAGUACCAGGGCUGCCAGAACUUACCAACUGCACUCUGGCAUCAGAAACACAGGAGGACCAACUGAGAGAGAGACAGAGAGACACUGAGACUGACUGCGAAUGGGGAGAUAGAGAGAGAAAUUAUUUUGGACACACACAGAACAUAUAAAAGUGUACAAACAUGCAUAUUUGCCAGUGUGUGUUAUCUUAGGACUUCAUUUUCGGUGUGCUUGGUGGACACUGGUGUGUGUGCGUGUGUGUUUGAGUGUGUUUUCUGUCCUAACUCGGAAAGCAACCAUGGCGAUGACAGCCCAUCCCAACGGGAGUGUCCUGAACACCAUGUGAACAGUUUGAGUGUGUGUUUGUGUGAGUGUGUAUGUGUGUGUGUGUGUGUGUGUUUGUGAGUUCAGCAAAAGGACAACCACUCUCGCAGACCAUUGCUAGCUUAAGCUUGGGUCAGUGUGUGUGUGCAUGUGUGUACAUCUCCUGGGCACUUUAAGACUUCAGAGCCAAUCAUUCUUUUUUUCUUUUUCUUAAAGUGUUAUUUCUCCUUCCUUAUGUUCUUCCUUUCUUGUUUCACUCUUCUCCUCAUAUGGUCCUUUGCUACGAGCUCCUUUCCUCCCAACCUUUCCUUUCGGGAUGUCCUCCUCUAACCUCAUACCCUCCCCUUCUCCAUUCCCCUCCUCUCUCCUUCUCUUCCUUAUUAAAUUCCAUCCUGUUUAUUGUAUUGGCAUUCACUUCCUUACUUCAUCCAUCACUUUUCAUCUUUCUUUCUGUCCUUUCUCUGCCUUUUUUGGCUGUCAGUUUCUUACAGUUUUUGUGAAUUUAGAAUCUGUGCACACGGAAUUCCUAAUAACAACAACGCACAUAUUUGAUUAGUUUUGUCCUAACCUAAGGACGAGGCAAAGAGAUGGAAGAAACUGUUUGGCAGGGAUCAUGAUUAAGAUAUGAAGCACUGAGACUGCCCUCACUGCUGCACAGACUGGCUAUGGCAUUUCAAUAAGGGCACAAGUGUGUGUUUGCUCCAUCACAUACUGUAGGCAGGCAACACAUGAAACAUGCACAAUAUUGACCCAUACCUACACUAACAACAUACAUGUUGUCCUAUACCUUCGGAGGUACUUUGUGAUAUUUGUCUGUACAUUACCUCCUGUCAUGUCUCCAUCUGUAACCUUUCAAUAUUCUGUAAACCACGGCUCAGUGUACAUACCCUGCCUGUUGUGUUUUGUACUGAUGUCUGUCCAGUUGUACUGAUCUGUUAUACAUUAUAGAUAUGUUUGUUAAAGAGAUGAAAGCUGAUGGGGAGAACAACUUUCUCCCAAUUGUGUGGGAAAUGUUGGGCCAGAACUGUGUCCGACAAGUUGACAUGUGCAUAUUCACUGUUUGUGUGAUGAUCUGUACAGAGUAUAUCUAGUUGCAUGCUGCAAAACAUGAAAUCUAGUCAAUAAAGUACAUUUAGAACCAGUGAAGUA
Trematomus bernacchii (emerald rockcod) is the source of this 4080-nucleotide messenger RNA. RefSeq lists its product as uncharacterized. The transcript is spliced from 8 exons. The record is from RefSeq and is a predicted model, not a curated record. NCBI's taxonomy places the organism in Eukaryota, Metazoa, Chordata, Actinopteri, Perciformes, Nototheniidae. The coding region runs from base 1033 to 2694 and encodes 553 amino acids.